Molecule: messenger RNA, 644 nt
Organism: Aspergillus steynii IBT 23096
Lineage: Eukaryota; Fungi; Ascomycota; Eurotiomycetes; Eurotiales; Aspergillaceae
Exons: 2
Coding region: 1-627 (208 amino acids)
Biological process (GO): protein dephosphorylation; negative regulation of MAPK cascade
Cellular component (GO): cytoplasm
Molecular function (GO): protein tyrosine/threonine phosphatase activity; MAP kinase tyrosine/serine/threonine phosphatase activity
Source: RefSeq, a predicted model, not a curated record
AUGGACGAGGACCGGCAAAAGAAAUGGGAGAUGGCAUUCGCAGCCCGGAUGAGGCAAAUUGUCCCGGGUCUCUUCCUUGGAAACGUCGAGGCAUCAUACAACAGAGAUAUGCUUCGACAGAAUCACAUCGAUGCUAUACUAUCAUUGACUGAUGCUCGGUGGGUUCAAUGUGUGGAUUCAUCGACGCAGGACCUUCUCGCUCAUAUGGACAGUAUCUGCGACUUCAUUGACCAAAUGGCAUCUCCAGCCCUCCAGACAUCACGAUCUUUGAACACUCAACAAAACCAUGAGUCAAAUGAUAGGCCUUCCGAUCCGGAGGCGAUCUUGAUCCAUUGUGACCUGGGGAUUUCACGUUCUCCGACAAUCAUCAUCGCCUACCUUAUGUGCAAGUACCGCAUGACACAAGAGGAAGCCAUGACUGUUGUUCAAUCGAAACAGAAAGUCAAGCCGAGUGCCAGUUUUCUCCGGCAACUCCAAAUCUGGGAGGUAUUGGAAUAUCAGGUGUGGGAAGACAAAAAUAAAACGGUUCCGAAAGCGCAGUAUCAGGCAUUUUUGAAUGACCGGGCAGCUCGUCUGAAAAAGAAGGGUCUUACUGGGAAUGAGCCUCCCGCACCCCUCAAUCUUUAGCGCUACAGCAAAGAGAC